Molecule: messenger RNA, 1469 nt
Organism: Stegastes partitus (bicolor damselfish)
Lineage: Eukaryota; Metazoa; Chordata; Actinopteri; Pomacentridae
Gene: tgfb2
Product: transforming growth factor, beta 2
Exons: 6
Biological process (GO): regulation of cell population proliferation; transforming growth factor beta receptor signaling pathway
Cellular component (GO): extracellular region
Molecular function (GO): growth factor activity; cytokine activity; transforming growth factor beta receptor binding
Source: RefSeq, a predicted model, not a curated record
ACGUCAUUUCUCCGACACACUUCAACCCGUACUUCAGGCGGCUGACCUUCGACGUGUCCUCAAUGGAGAAAAACGCCUCCAACCUGGUGAAGGCCGAGCUCAGGAUCUUCCGUCUUCAGAACCCCGGAGCCCGAGUGUCGGAGCAGCGCAUCGAGCUUUAUCAGGUUUUAGGACACAAAGACUUGUCGUCUCCGACUCAGCGCUACAUCGACAGUAAAGUGGUUCGGACUCAGACGGAGGGCGAGUGGUUGUCCUUCGACGUCACCGAGGCCGUGAGCGAAUGGCUGAACCACAGAGACAGAAACAGUGGAUUCAAGAUCAGCCUGCACUGUCCCUGCUGCACGUUCGUGCCAUCAAACAACUACAUAAUUCCCAACAAGAGCGAGGAGCUGGAGGCUCGGUUUGCAGGUAUUGAUGACAGUUUCAUCCACGGCGGCGACCUGAAGGUGUUUAAGAAGCGACGCCACAGUGCUCAGGCUCCACAUCUGCUGCUGAUGCUGCUGCCGUCGUAUCGACUCGAGUCUCAGUCGCAGCACAAGAACCAUCGGUCCAAGAGAGCUCUGGAUGCUGCGUACUGCUCCAGAAACGUUCAAGACAACUGCUGCCUGCGGUCGCUCUACAUUGACUUUAAGAAGGACCUCGGCUGGAGGUGGAUCCACGAGCCCAAAGGCUACGAGGCCAACUUCUGUGCAGGGGCGUGUCCUUACCUGUGGAGCGCUGACACCCAGCACUCCAAGGUGUUGGGUCUCUACAACACCAUCAACCCCGAGGCGUCGGCGUCGCCCUGCUGCGUGUCCCAGGACCUGGAGCCGCUCACCAUCCUCUACUACAUCGGAAAGACCCCCAAGAUCGAGCAGCUGUCCAACAUGAAGGUCAAGUCCUGCAAGUGCAGCUAGAAGACCUCAGAAGACACAAACACGUUUAAACUGCAGCGGUGUUUCCACACAGCCAGAGGAGCUGCAGAAUCAGAACCAUCCAGAACAUAUUCUACAUACAGGAUCAGUGAGUCCUGACAGCAGAAACCUGACUCUGAUUCCAGAACCAGUGUUUCUUCAGGUCAUUUCUUCUGUAAUGUUUGUCGUCAGAGCUGCUGUUUAUCAACAUGCAGCUUUUUCCCAUCAGAGCCUCAGAUCCUGGAUCAGAACCAGUGCAGUGAUUUGGUGCUGAAGGUUCUGAUGAGGCCAAACAACCCAAAGCUGCAAAAACAAGAACAUCUCGAUAUUUAAGAAUUAUUUUGUAGUAACUGAAAAUGAAAUUUCACGCAUGACUCUGCAGCUUUAAUGAAGCUCAGAGUUUAAAAGUGAACCACAUCAGGUCCGAAUGUGACUGGAUGAACAAAACGGUUUAAUUCUACAUUUUAAAGGAAACUACGAUGAAUUUAAUGGCAUCAGCAGCAUGAACUGAAGAAACCAAGACAUGUUUGAUCCUGUGCAGGUAUAAAAACAUUCAGGCUAAUAAAACAUAAGUUU